AUGGAGUCAGUUCUGGAGGUGUUCCGCCAAGCGGACCUGGAGGAGAUUCCAAAGCGAAGGGUCCUUCAGAUCCUUCAGACGUUGGGAGCGGAGCGCAUGGAGACCUUUGAGCUGCUGCUGGAAGCUUACAGGGCAAGCAAGCCCGAUCUCUCCAGCGGCAACGUCCAGAUGUCGCCGUUUCUCACCUGGCUUCAGACAAGCCCCUCACAGGCCUCACAGGCACCGAAGGACUGUGGGGAUGAAGAGCAGAGGGUCGUGGAUGCCUUGGCACACCGCGGCGUGACGCUACGGAGCUUGCUGGGAUUCAUGCGGCGCUUGCAGGAGGUGAUGCCUCAUUACGACAUGGACUCCACAAGGACGGCCGAUGUCGUAUGGCAGGUAAUCAUCCCAGAAACGGCAGAAAGGGGGUGUGCAUAUGCGGAGCUCCUUCAACGUGGUGAGAAGCGUCUGCCAGACAAGAUGGUGUCGCACAACUGGGGCAAUCUUUUUUCCCACUUGAUGGCCGCUUUGUUUGCUGAUGCAGCUGGCAAGAGCAGCUUCCGAACAAUCUUGGCAUGGAUGCGGCUGGGAGCCAGAGGUUGGGACCUCAUUGAGGCGCAGCUCAGCGAUGCGGGACAGCUGGACAGCACCCGUUGGCUCUGCAUCUUCGCGGUGAACCAGCACGUAUCCAUCUGUGAUAAGACCUGGGGUGGCACAAAUGCUCUGGGCACGCCCUACAAGCCAUGCAGCUGCGGAAAGGAGAAGAUCCAUUCAGGGGCACGUUGCGAGAUGAACAAGUUCGAUGCCAUGAUUGCGCUCUUCAAAGUACGGCACCCACAGUACGAGCACGUGGUGGCCGUGGACGAUGACCUGCGUCUGCUCACGCGCAUUUGGGUCAUCGCCGAGAUUGCAGAGGUUUUCCGGAACCAACUGCCCUGCAAAGUGGUCGUCCUUCAGCCACGAGGUAUGGAGCUCCUGGGCCGAGUGAAGACGAUGGACGUACGGGAAGCCCAGGCCAGUCGGCCUGAAGAUGUUCAGAUGAUCCUGGCAAAGAUCCAGGACAAGGACGGGUUCAACGAGCGCACCCGCUCGGCGCUGAUGACUGUGGCUCACCUGAGCAGCCUCGAGCUGCGACUGGAGAUGCGCUACCAACUGCGUGGCAUCUCCUCACCCGAUGCGGAUUACGAGUUUCAGAGGAGAGUGGAGGCGACCCGCCAGAAACUGAAGGAGGCAAGCAGCUUCGACGAGGUGCAGGAGGCUUUCGGUGAGUUUCAGGAGCAGACCGAAGACUUUGCGAGCGACGACGAUCAGAUCAAGAUCAUGCAGUUCUGCGAUCUGCUGCAAGUUGUCGACCUCAUGCAGCCAGAUCUCUUCAUCCACGCCUUUCGGCAGGCUGCCAUUCCUGAGUCUGGCUACAGGCCGGACAUGACCGACGAGGAGGUACUGAACAUUUUCUGGAGAAUGCGGGCUUCCGUGCGGAGCAUCGAUCAGCUGCCACAUGUGUAUGUGGAUGGUCCCGAAUUCAUGGCGGCCGUUGGAAAGUCGAAGCUACCGCAGGCAUCCGUGAUCUGCCUCAGUUGCACACCGGAGUCCGAAAAUGAGAUCUUCAGAAUGGGCCGCUAUGUGCAGAUGAAGCAAUCCAACCUCCAGACCCAUCUCGUCACGCUCGUCAACCGCGCCAGCGAGGAGAAAGCUUGCGGGGUUACGCUUUAUCGCGGCUUCAAUGAGCCUGCCAUCUCAUAUACGGGCCGAUUCGAGGGAAAGGCUGUGGCCGACUUUGUGGUGGAUGAGGCUCUUCCAUUGUUCGGCGUACUUCACGAGGCCAACAGAGGGCACUACCUCCUCAAGGCCACCGGUGGACUUCUCACCGUGUGGCUUGGCACUGGCGAGCUACGAGAUACGACCUCGGCCAUCUCAGACAUAAUUGACAUAAUGGCAGGCAUAGCCCAGACAUUCCCCGACAUCCCCUUCUGCCUUCUGAAUUCAACCUUUCUGGAACCUGACGUGCUUGGCCGCUUUCUGUGCACGCAACGCGUUGCAGAGGGUUCCGGAGCCAUGGAACUAGCAGAUCUCGAGGCGCAGGCUGCUGUGGCAGUGCUCUUUCUGGGCCAGCUGGCUGGCAUAUCGAAGUUUCAGGGGGGGAUGGAACAGGACGUCCUCAGGCGCUAUGUUUUUCCACUGGAGCUGCCAUUCCAGGGCGAUGGUCUUUGCGACUUCAUCCAGUCCGCAAGAAGCGGGGGGCUGGAAGGUGAGGAGGUGCCCACUUCCGCAAGACCUCUGCUGAAAGAAACCUUUGUGAAGGUCGAGCGCUGGAAAGUUGCCGCGUGA
Messenger RNA from Symbiodinium natans, 2307 nucleotides. NCBI's taxonomy places the organism in Eukaryota, Dinophyceae, Suessiales, Symbiodiniaceae. The record is from the annotation of a GenBank genome assembly.